This is a messenger RNA of Aspergillus mulundensis, 795 nucleotides long. RefSeq names its product glycoside hydrolase family 43 protein. The record is from RefSeq and is a predicted model, not a curated record. Bases 1 to 795 code for a protein of 264 amino acids. Gene Ontology annotation, biological process: carbohydrate metabolic process. Gene Ontology annotation, molecular function: hydrolase activity, hydrolyzing O-glycosyl compounds. Lineage: Eukaryota; Fungi; Ascomycota; Eurotiomycetes; Eurotiales; Aspergillaceae. The transcript is spliced from 3 exons.
AUGUUUUCCCUUCGAGGCGCCCUCCGCUUCCUCGGAACCAGCCUUCUCCUCCUCGGGGCUGAUGCCGCUUCCUUUUCAAAUCCGCUCAAGGACCCCAAUGGCAGUGACCCGUACAUGGUCUAUGUGGAUGGGUACUACUACCUGACCACGACGACCUGGUCCGAUGUCCAGAUUACCCGAGCUACCACGCUCGAGGGUCUGAAGACCGGCGAGGUGCAGGUUGUAUGGAGCGAUACCGAGCCCAGCCGAUGCUGCCAUCUGUGGGCGCCCGAGUUCCACCAGAUUGACGGAAUUUGGUAUCUGUACUACACCGCCGGCACCAGCGGUGACAGCGUCGACAACCAGCACGUCCAUGUCCUCCAGGGCGGCUCCUCCCCCUGGGACUCCUACAGCUACCUCGCGCAAGUAACGCCAGAAUGGGGCAUCGACGGGACAGUCCUCACAAUCGCCAACCAAAACUACCUGAUCUGGUCAUGCAUGGCCAACGGCAUCCAAUGCAACUGCAUCGCAACGCUCGACACGCCCUCCACAAUCGGCGAAACACACAUUCUCUCCGAGCCCCUCGAGCCCUGGGAGACCGUCGGCGCGCCCGUGAACGAGGGCGCGGCGCCCCUCUACCACGACGGCAGCAUCUGGGUCGCGUACUCGGCGAGCUACUGCUGGACGGCAAACUACUCGCUCGCCCUGCUGGAGUACGAUGGGUUCGGGGACCCGCUGGAGCAAAGCUCUUGGACGAAGUCCGAUGGACCGGUGUUCGUUUCGGCGGAUGGGAACUACGGGACUGGACAUAACUAG